CCGGAUAUAAAUAAUUUGCUGCCCGGAUGUCUAUUAUUUAGUUCCCGGAUAUGAAAGUAACCAUGUUUGUCGUGCGGUCUGUUAGGCGAUUAAAAUCGCUUCAACGUUUCGAACAAAGUGUGUUACCAAUCCGUCCUAUCACUUGGUCAUCCGUACAGUCGAUGGAAAGUAACAUUUCUGUUGAAAGCGAUAAUAAUUGCUUGAACAACGACGACUAUUUUGGAGUAUCAGAUCUAUUCACUAAACAACAGUUGAUGGAAAACUUGGUUCACAUGGGUCACAAGACCGGAACGUGGAAUCCGUUAAUGAAGCCGUACAUUCUCGGAGAACGUUUGGGAGUCCACAUCAUCAACUUGGAUGAAACGAAGAGGCACCUCGUUCUUUCUCUAAACGUCUUGGCUCAUAUUGUCUAUCGAAGAGGCUCCGUGUUGUUCAUACAUUCGAGACCAGAAUUCGACUUUCUCACUCAACGAACUGCGAGAGAAUGUGGUGAGAUGUUUGUCUCAUCUAAAUGGGUUCCCGGUUCGCUUACAAACAGGAGUAAAGUGUUGGACUCGGCGUGGUUACCUGACGUGGCCGUAUUUCUCAGCACAAAGUGUGAUAAGACGGCAAUAAAGGAAGUUGCCAUGUGCAAUAUCCCGAGUAUUGCUGUUGUUGAUACCGACUGUAACCCGCAGAUUAUCAUGUAUCCCAUCCCUGGAAAUGAUGAUUCGCCUGCAGCAGUUAGUUUCUUUUGUCAUAUUUUUAAGACGACGAUUCUGUUAGCAAAAGAGAAGCGGAGACUUAAUUGUACUGAACGAGUUGAAGACGAUAGACAGGAAGAACUAAAUGCUUGAGUUUUGAGGCAAAUUGUGUGAUUUUUAUGUAUUAAUGGAAAACAUAUUUGCUUGUGGUAUUGACACAACA
Messenger RNA from Corticium candelabrum, 906 nucleotides. Its product is annotated as small ribosomal subunit protein uS2m-like. The transcript has 2 exons. The record is from RefSeq and is a predicted model, not a curated record. Gene Ontology annotation, biological process: translation. Gene Ontology annotation, cellular component: ribosome; mitochondrial small ribosomal subunit. NCBI's taxonomy places the organism in Eukaryota, Metazoa, Porifera, Homoscleromorpha, Homosclerophorida, Plakinidae. The coding region runs from base 51 to 836 and encodes 261 amino acids. Gene Ontology annotation, molecular function: structural constituent of ribosome.